UUUUUUUCCGCCGCACAUGAGAGCAAGCAGUGCGGCGCUUUUGGUUAUCUUCUUCCAACUAUCUUUACUUCUCAGCUCGGUCAUCUCCGUUCCAUGGUAUACCAUGCUGCUGGCGGCCGCCGCUGCAGCAGCGCCGUACCACCCCAUCUUCUCCCGCUAUCACUUCCACCUUUCGCCGCCUAGUUUCUUCGCCGUUCGGAGAGCAGGCGGGGGCUCGGCCCUCCCGCGGGCCUUACUACGCCGGUGUCGCAGUCAGAGUCAACACUCCUGCUGUCGCUGUCACUGCUCUUGGAGCAGCAAUGCGCACGCAGGCCGGAGUAGCCAUUGCCGCCAUUGCCGGGCGGGUGCAACGCCGGACCCCCCGGACGAGCUGCCGUCGGGCAGAGGCGGCCGCUACCAUCCUUCCGAGGAUAUUGCCGAGACGCUCCACCUAAACGACGGCGAGCCGGCGCGCCUUACCGACGCCGAAUCUGCCCGAACAAUCGUCGAGGUGAACAACAAUGCUACGGUGAUGAUCUCCACGCUCGUCGACGACGGUGUACACGAGAGAAUCAUCUUGCCGGAGUUCCCCUAUUUGACCGACGAGAAUGGAGAUAUUUACUUCGAGGUCGACAAUGAAGACGCAGUCAUGGAAAGCAUCAUGGGCGAAGACAAAAUCGCGCAUGUUAUCAUUGGACUGGAUAAUACAGAUGUCUUUGCUGACUUGGAUCUAGCCGCGGCAUCAUCAACUCAAUUUAUGCAAGAAGGUGAAGAAGAAGAUGGCGACGACGAUUCAGAUGAUGAGGAAAGCGACUUUGAUGAGGACUUUGAAGAGGAGGGUGUGUUUGCUAUUGAUGAAGAAGAUGGUGACGACGACGAUGAAGAUGAUGAUGCGCCUAGCUGGUCCAACCUUGAAACCGUGAAUUCCUGCCAUCCUCUCUAUUUUGCAAGGAUGAUUGUGGAGAGCGCGAGCAAAUCUAAUAUAGAUUGGUUGGACCGACCACCUGCAAGCCUCGUUGUUGAGGGCCAGCUGCGACCUGCCUUCGCUGAAGAGAGCACCAUGGUCUCCAGGCAUUUAUUAAAUGGUGAUGAACCCCUGAAAGAUAGUAAAAAGGAGAGUGGAGCUACAUUUUUCAAGGUUGAAGUUCUGAGCAUUGAGCUGAUCACUGCAUAUGGUACCGAGAGAAUCGAGACCUAUCCACAGAGACGGAACAAACGGUUGGAGAACGGGACGAGAGAUAUUUUUAUCCAUCAUGGAUGACAGUGGGAUCUAUGGAUUGGUCCUACAUCUCCAUAGACAUUUUAAAUUUCUUGAUGUUUACUUGGAUUUCAUAUUUUCAUAUUUUUAUUUUGUUAAUAUUGUUGCGGUUGUGUGCAUCUUAAUUGUGCAAUGGCCAGGUGUAUUGAAUAAGCAUAAAAGCGUCCUUCAUAAAAAAAAAUCGUCAGAAUAUUGCUUUUCCUAGAAUAUAAGGUAUUUCAUAUUGCAACUUUACAUGAUUGUAGGAUACAUACGUUUUGUACAUGUAGAUUUUUUUUCAGUUUUUUGAAAACUUUUAAAACACUGUUUUUGAAUUCUGAAAAAAUGGACUUCUUGUAGCCCGAGCUUAUAUGUGAUAUUCUGCAAUUUAAUAUCUUAUGUAACUGCUG
Molecule: messenger RNA, 1626 nt
Organism: Lolium perenne
Lineage: Eukaryota; Viridiplantae; Streptophyta; Magnoliopsida; Poales; Poaceae
Source: RefSeq, a predicted model, not a curated record